This is a messenger RNA of Nilaparvata lugens (brown planthopper), 5634 nucleotides long. RefSeq names its product transcription elongation factor B polypeptide 3 (gene EloA). Gene Ontology annotation, cellular component: nucleus; elongin complex. Lineage: Eukaryota; Metazoa; Arthropoda; Insecta; Hemiptera; Delphacidae. The record is from RefSeq and is a predicted model, not a curated record. Gene Ontology annotation, biological process: transcription elongation by RNA polymerase II. The transcript has 9 exons. The coding region runs from base 649 to 3273 and encodes 874 amino acids.
UACACUACACCGUAUCCGUGGUGGUGGUGGUGUUGGUUGUGACUGUGAUGUGAUGUGUGCUGGUGAGACUGAGAUUAUAUAUAAAUAUAGUGGUUGUAGGGUAAAUCCUAAAGUUAUCUUGUGAUAUCGAUAUUAUUCGUUCGAUAGCACAACCUUUUAAAAUCAUUCUAAACUCCAAAACAACCUAAAGCUAGAAAUUUACUAAAGAUUCAGUCAAGUAGGCUAUAGGAAUUUCUAAACAAGAUAGAAGGUAGAACAUUUAACCAAAAAUGUUUACAUUAUAAAUACUAAUACAUUAUUUACAAUAAACUAUUGUUUAUUAAAUAAUAUCGAUAAAUAUAUCGACAACUGGACAGUGUAUAGUGCUAUAUCGUGAUGGUAGAGAGAGAAAUGACAAAGAACGAGUAAGAGCCUAUAAUAGUCUGAAAUUGGAUGUCUUGAAUGGGGAAUUGAAACUUGUACCGCACGACAGACCACACCAUAUGACGAUGUAUCCUCAGUUCAAGACUUCAAGCUUGAUAUCGUAUGCCAACAUGUUGGUUCGGAGUUAGUGUGAUGGAUCUUACAUUUUAUUAAUAUUUAGUUAUUGUGUCAUUGUACCUGUAAAAAUAAGAUUGGUGAUCACUCUGUUUUCAGAAAAUUGUCAAAAUGUCAAGUAAAAGCAUUACAGAAAAUAUUCUUCACUAUCAGAGAGACAUUGACAGAUGCCCGGAAAAUGCAGCACGGAUGAAGCGCUGCAUUCAAAGACUGCAUGCACUUCCGGUGACUGUUCAGCAUCUACAGGAAACUGGCAUUGGAAAGUCUGUCAACGCAUUGAGAAAGUAUGGCGGAGAGGUUGCUGAAGCAGCAAAAUUUCUAGUUCAUAAAUGGAAAUUAAUGGUCAUCGCGGAAGAAAAUAAUGGCCAAAGUGAUGAUGCUUCCGAUGGAGAGAAUAACUCCAAUCAUACAGACAAAAACAAAAAGGAAAAUUCGUCAAGAAAAGAAGACACAAAUCGUCGGGAUGAAUCAUCGCAGAAUAGUGAACGAAAGCCUCUUUCUGACUCAAUCGACAGGGAUAGAAAGAGGAAAGAUCAAAAUAAAAGUAGUCGAGAGGAUGAUAGAAGAGAGAAACAUGGUUAUCGUAGCUCUAGUAAAUCUGAAAGAUCAAGAGAAAAUUCCUCUAGUGGUAAAAGGAGGAAAGAUUCCAACUCUGAAAAUGAUGAUAGGGCUGUAAGUUCCAAGAAAAGAAGACGUAAAUCGUCAUAUUCGCCCACAUCUGACAAGGAGUCCAACUCUAGUGAGGAGGAGACAAAAGCUAGCAAGAGAAGCUCGUCUGGAUUUGACACAUCAAUCGUCAAAACUGAACCAGAGACAUCAGAUGAUGAAGAAAGUGCAGCUGAAGACUGUGAUGAUAAUAACUCUGAAGAUGAACAAGGGUCAAGAAGUUCGGCUGCGGCGGAAUCUGAGAGGGGAUCAUCUCCAAAUAACAGUGACAGAGAGGCAUCUGGAGCUGAGGAGGAAGAAAGCAGCGAAGAAGAAACUAUCAAAAUCAAGGAAGAACCCAAGUCAGAUGAUUCAGAUGAUGAAUCAAAGAUCAGUUCUCAAGGUGAUAAACAUAGUAAUAGUAGUAGACACCAUUCAAAGGGUGAUGAUCGUAAACAUUCGUCAUCUAGAAGUCAUCAUUCGGAAAAAAGUAGCAGUAGUAAUCAUAGUGAUAGUAGGGUUAGAGAUAGGGAUCGCAGAGAAAACGGUAGUUCGCAUUCUAGUCACACGAGUAGUAAGAAUGGCAAAGACCAUACCAAACCAAAGUCUGAUAAUAAAAGUUCCAGUGCUAAUUCUUCAAGCGAUAGAAGUAAGAGCCGCGAAGGUAGAGUAGAAAAAAACGGAAUCAAGGAUACAGACAACAAAAGUCGACAUUCGUCAUCUAAGGAGAGAACUUCGAGUUCGAGAUCAAGCAGCAAUCAUAGAUCGAGCAGUUCUUCAAAGGCAGCUGAUGACCAAGUCAAGGUGAAGAAAGAGAAGAUUUCGGAGGAUCAUAGUGAACGAUCUCCACGAAAAGACUCGCAUAUUGACUCAUCUAGAAAAUCUUUCAACUCAUUAAAUGAAGUAAAAGUAAAAGAGGAAAUUGUUGAAUCCAAAGUGAAAAUAAAAGUUGAAAAGCCGUCUGAGGAGGAAGGAAUCCACAGUGGAUCAGGUGCUAGCUUUGGUGCAGCUCUGCUUGGUAUGACAGGCCCAGUUAAGAAAAAGAAAAAAUCAUCUGAUGUUAAUGGAACAUCUAAUAAGUCGGAUUCAUCACCCAUUACAUCUCCAAGCAAAGAUAAAGCAAAAUCGUUCAGCAAAUCUAAAGAAUCGAGGGCAUCUUCAUCACCAUCUCCAAGAAUAAUGUCGAAUUCCUCAUCACCGUUUUUGUCAAAUAACGAGCAAGAUCUUCUGUCAUCUAAUAUCAAGCUGAAGCCACUGGAUGUGGACUUGGCGGCCACCUUACCGGAAAUCUCGGCCAAUUACCGACCCAUGCCCUCCUAUUCGCCUUCCUACCCCGAUCAAGUCAGUCCAUUCAAGACCAACAAGGAGCUCACUCAAGAAGAAGCUCUCUCUAGCAUACUUUCAACCAAGGGUCAAAGAAUGAAGGUUUUCUCCGGUAAUCGUGGUGCUGGAAACACCAAAAUACCUUCUCUGUUUACGUUGUGUGUGCAUGUUCUACGCGAAAAUAUCGAUGCGUUGGAGUAUACUGGAGGAGUGCCUUAUGACCUGCUGAAGCCAGUUCUGGAACGAGCAACAUCCGAACAGUUGUACCAACUGGAACAUCACAAUCCCUACCUGAUAGGCGAUUCCGACGAGCUGUGGGAGUUCCAUUGUAAAAAGGAUUUUCGUGGCCAAAAUCGCGAAGAAAUGGAGUCCUGGCGAGAUCUCUAUCUGCGAUGCUUCGAUCAGAGGGAGAAAAAAUUUAAAGAGCUUACUGAAAAAGUAACACAAAAGAAGAUAAUUGAAAGUAUUCCUAUAAAAAAGACCAAACUAGCAUAUGUGGACUCAGUUGUCAAGCCUCCUCGAAACAUUGCAAGGAAACAGGCAAAAUUUGGAACAUCAUCUGCAUCGUCUCAAAAGCACGAACUGGUUGCCAAGGCUAUGAUUGGAGGCCACUCAAGCUCAGGCGAAGUUGCCAAGGCUGUGGUGCCUCCCCCACCACAGGCCGCAUCACGUUUCAACAACUCUAAUUCUGCGUUACUGAAAAAGAAGAAAGCUCCGCUGAUGGCGAAAACACUUCAAUUUAUGAAAGGAAACCGAAAGAAGUGGUAAUGAGUGAAUAAGACUGUACCAACGUUUUAGACUGAAUGGCUGAAUUUUUUAUCCUUUAACAAUGUCUGUGUAGAAUGCACCAACUUUUUUAAGUGUGUAAGAGUUGGCAGGAGUUCCAUCGUAGAAUGGCUAUUAACUUUCAAUUUAAUUUUAGUGUUGAUUUCACUGUUGUUUCUGAAAUUUUAUUUCAAUUUGGCCAAAUUUACGCUAUAAUAAUUAUAAUGUUAGACAUCUAUAUACGUAAUUAGGUUUAUAAUUUUUGUCAAACAGCAUUCACUUUUGUUUCUGAAAUUUUAUGUUUAUUAUGACCGAAUGUCUCUAUAGUUUUAAAUUUUAUAAUUUGACAUACAUGCGUGAUCAUGUUCAUAAUAAGUAUUUUCAGCAAAAUGCGGAGUACGAUAUCAUACAACAUACUGCUUAGUUAUCCAGUUAUUUUUAUUACAUUGUCAUAAUGUCCACAUUCAAUACUAGCGCGAGUGCUGUUCUUGCCUCGCUUGGGAUUAGAAUUCUAAACGCCCAGAAAGGAAAGUCUAAUGGGGUAAAACGAAAUUUGCUGGCCUCUGUAUUCAGCUGCAUGGUUCUUGAGAACACUAAAACUUAUUACUUGGUUUAUGUAAACCAAUUUUAUUCCUUGUUUUAUGUGAACGGUUAGAAACACCGGUCUCUGAAAAUUUGAUUUGUUUUUCCUUUUCUAGUUUUUUUGCGAUUUUUGUCAAAUCAAGCAAUCUGACAGAAAAACUCACUCUUACCUUCUUUAUAUAAUACAAUUUCGAUCAAAAUGAUAAUUAAAUAAUUUGGAGUUCUCUAUCCUCAUUGAGUGUCCCGAGUUGAAAUUUUUCAAAAACAUUCGAAUUUUCGUAAAAAUCGAAACUUGGGGGAAAUUCCGUUUUUAAUGGAUUAUCUUUUCCGAUUUUCGCAAUUUAAAUUUAUGAGGGGGUAAUUUUGUGCUGUACAAUCUCAGUCCAUGUAGACCGUUCUAUCUCAAAUAGAUUUCCAGGUACACUAGACUUCUAAUUAUUUGUUAUGCAUGUGAAUUGGCCUAGCCUAAUAUUUUAUUAUUGCUGUCACUCGACUGUCAUCUGUUUUGCACAAUCAUCUUAAUAAAUAAGGAUUUUAGUGGUAAAUUGUUCUAUUAUUCGACUUUCCAAUUAUAUUAGUAUAUUUCUUAAUUUUUUUAAUUUUUUUCUUUGUAUCAUAACAUCCCAUAUUAUUUGACUUUCUUUGUGAUUCAUAGUUCUAUUUAUUAUUAAUCUGAUUGUUUGGAACUUCAUCUCCUUCAUUUUGUAAUAAUUCUGUCAUUGUUUGACGUCUAAUCUCGAUAUUAUUCUACCAUCUCGAUAUUAUUAUACCAUGCGUGGUAGAAAAAUAUCCCUUAUUGCUAAAAUGAUAUUUUUUAAUAAUUUUUAUCGACAUUGCAAUAAAGAGCCAUUCUACUUUGAGAACGCUAAACAUUGUGAUUUUAUAUUCUAAGAAGAAGGUCGAUACAGUUGUUAUAGAAAUAAAAGAAAUAUUAGUUUUGUAGUUGAUUAUUAAUUUGAUUUACAAAUACACUGAAGUGCAUCUUAUGCACUUUCUUGUGAUAUAAGCAUCUUCUUAAACUAAUAUUGAGAAAAAAUUCAAUGAAUUGUGCACAAUUUGCAAUUGAAUUGAUUAAUACUAUUAAAUUACAUUAUUUCCAAUUUGUAUUAUAGUACUUCACUCUUGAAAUUUGUUUGUUGAAAUAUUUUAAUAUUACAGAAUUGCAUGACUUUUGGGUGAAAAAACUUGUUUCAAAUAACUAGUGUCACACUGUAUAGUGAUUUUAAAAAUUUUACUGUUUAGUACAAAACCACGUUUAGUAGAUCACAAUCUUCUUGAUAAUUAUUUAGUGAAUAAAUGCUUAUCCAUUUUUUUAUAUCAAACUUUUCAACAGGCUUUGAGAUAUUGAUAUUGAGAUGACAUUUGUCGCUGUGCGAUAUCGGAAGCCAAACUACAUAGAAACUACAUCAAUCUACUAACGUUGAUUAAGUUUCUUCAAAUUAUCAAUUCACCAAGCCAAUUGUGCAGUUAUAUUAAUAUAAUUAUAUACAGAGUGACCCAGAAAUCAUCACUGCUCAUCAUAAACUUGGUUGCAUUGGUAGUAAUUUUUGGGUCAGUCUGUAUAUUUGACACUUUGUGAGAUCGGACUCUCAACUAUACAGAAAAUAAACAAACCUUUCUUCUUUAGAUUCAUUUUUCAUUAUAUAAAAUCUCUGCUCAAUAUAUAAAUAACCAGUCUUCUUUUUCAUUGUUGGUUUAUUGUUUAAAAGAUAUUUUCGCUGAUAUACUUUCAUUACACACUAUGUACAACUCAUCUCGAAUAUACGAAUUGUUUCUUUGAAA